This is a messenger RNA of Cloeon dipterum, 1327 nucleotides long. Its product is annotated as toll-interacting protein-like. NCBI's taxonomy places the organism in Eukaryota, Metazoa, Arthropoda, Insecta, Ephemeroptera, Baetidae. Gene Ontology annotation, molecular function: ubiquitin binding; ubiquitin conjugating enzyme binding. Gene Ontology annotation, biological process: ubiquitin-dependent protein catabolic process. The record is from RefSeq and is a predicted model, not a curated record. The coding region runs from base 151 to 1020 and encodes 289 amino acids. Gene Ontology annotation, cellular component: cytoplasm. The transcript has 6 exons.
UUCAAUUUAGGAGUCAGCUGAUGUUGACGCAUUUUAGCGAUAUCUUCGGAAAACUCUGUCAGCCACCAGCCAGUGCAAAAGCAACACAGCAGUGAAUCAUUCUAGUUGUAUUACAUUUGCAUAGACGAUUGCAACCGAGACGUUUACACGAUGAGUUCAGCCGUCUCGCCCGAGCAGAAGAACAACGAACGAAGACAGCAGGUCUUUCUCGGACCGCUGCCCUCGGACUUCUUGCGCAUCAAUGUGUCCGCCCAGCAGCUGCAAGAAGCGGCCGACAGACAGGCGGCCAUCGCCCUUCAGCAGCAGUACUCGGGGGUGCCCGCCUACCCCCAACCCACCUGCUUGGGAAAACUCAACGUCACCGUUGCGCAGGCAAAACUAGUUAAAAACUACGGAAUGACGAGGAUGGACCCUUACGUGAGACUCCGAGUUGGACAUUCUGUUUACGAAACUCACACUGACAACAACGGAGGGAAAAACCCGCACUGGAACAAGGUUGUGCAGUGCCUUUUGGCCCAAAAGGUCAACAGCAUCUACCUUGAAAUAUACGACGAAUGCUCCUUCACGGUGGAUGAGCUGAUUGCCUGGGCCCACAUUCCCAUUCCUGACGCAGUGAUGAACGGCGAGACAAUCGACGAGUGGUACGCCCUCAAUGGCAAGCAGGGCGACCAACAAGAGGGCCACAUCAAUCUUGUCCUCAGUUUCACGGCAGUGACUGCUAACAUGCCGCAGUCGUACUCGCUGCUGUACCAACCUAUGUCGGCUCCUAUGGUGAUGGUGCCUUCAGCCACUGGCUACGGCGUGCAGCCGAUUCCUGUCUAUCAAAUGCCCCAACCCAUGCCCCCCGUGCAGCAGCAGCAGCAGCAACCUGCCCCUGCCCCUCAAAUCACUGAGGAGGAGUACAAAAUGAUAGAGGAAAUGUUCAAGAACAUGGACAAGGAGGUGAUUCGGUCGGUCUUCGAGGCCAACAGAGGAAACAAGGACUUGACCAUAAACAGUCUGCUUCAAAUGAACGAAUAAUUUUUGUGAUCGAGUGUGCAUGUUACGCGAAAUUCAAUGGGCCAUUUUUAAUCACGGCGCUAAGGUAAGUGAAAUUCAAAGAUAUUUUACUAAAAGUAUUCUAAUCACACCGCACGUGAAUAGAAAUGUUUAAUUUCGCUAGAGGCUACGGUGUCUGAAUAACCUAUAUAAAAACCUCCAGUCGGUUAAUGUGCAACUUUAUUGACAUUCCUUUAUUACAAGAAACCCUGGAGUUUAUUUGCAGUGCCAAAAUUCAGUCUUUUGUAACCUGCCAUUUAAGUCGUUGUAAUUUAAAAUAUAUUAUAUA